Lindgomyces ingoldianus is the source of this 3027-nucleotide messenger RNA. RefSeq lists its product as uncharacterized. NCBI's taxonomy places the organism in Eukaryota, Fungi, Ascomycota, Dothideomycetes, Pleosporales, Lindgomycetaceae. The transcript is spliced from 32 exons. The record is from RefSeq and is a predicted model, not a curated record. Bases 1 to 3027 code for a protein of 1008 amino acids.
AUGGAUUACGUCGGGCUAGGCCGUAGCACCCUCGUACUUACUAUGCAUCAAUUUGUCCAUUUCGAUGCCCUCUGCUUUCUGAAUGUCCGCCGAACGCGAUCACACCAUGCUUUCAACCGGGCAGGUGGUGGCCCCGAUACCAUGGAAGCCCAUCGCGUGUUGCUCGAUAUUGCAAUCUGCACAUCUAAAAAUACUGCCGCUUCCUUUGCCCCAGGAUCGCUGUUUGAGGAAAAUAAUUGCUAUGAAAGGCCGGAAAGCUCAAGCGGCGAGGUCACUGUGCUUUGCGAUGAUUCUCGUUUGGCAGCCAAAGCGGAACUGCGCAGGGUACUAGAAAACCGAUACCGGGCAUAUAGGGCUUACGUCUGCAUGCACUCCACAACACUUGCGAACAUAUUGUUGUUGCUUUCCACGGAGCAACUGCAACAUCCUGCUGCCGACGCACAACGCAAAGUUGAAAACGAGAAUUGUAACCUCGUGGAACCCGUCUUGCGUCGCUGUUGUGGAACCUGCAGUGGCCUUGUUCCAGAAGCUCGAGCCUUACUUCUACGGCAAAUGAUAUGCCGAGAGCAUCUCCAAUAUUUUUCCACGUCGUUUUUAAAAGCUUCGACCUGCCGGCCUGAUAUUAUCGAGUCCUUUGUUGGCCGGAGCAGCGAGGCCAUGGGUUUAGAAACCACACUUGAUUUUGGUCGUCCCAGAGUUAGAAGAAAGAUCCAGCCUCAAACAUGUCUAUUUACCCUUCAGAUCACUAAGUGGAGAAUUGUGGUCAACCAUAUCCGCGGCAAGAAACUUAUCUGUUCGGACUCUUCAAUAUUUUCGCAUGUUGCUCCGUCGGCUACGAGUUGUCGGAUUUCUUGCCCAAAGCAACACACCACGUUGAGAAAUAAAAACUGGCCAAUGUACGGAUAUGGGAUGAUUCCUCACACUUCACCCCCAAUUAGCGAACCGCGGGACAAAUCUACUUUGCACUCGGUUGCUCGUCAAACCAAACAAAAGUCUUGUCUUGAGUAUUCAUCGUUUGACGGUGAGGGCUGGGCUUUAAAAACGCACGGCGUCGACGCAAAUCCUUGUGGCGCAGGAUUACCCUGGAAGUUGACGAAAUUAAGGUCCGUUUCGACCCAUCACGAAAGGUCACCAAAAUUCUCCAGGGCUGCGUCAUAUCGCCGAACAUGCAGCAUGCCUGAAAAUGGUAUUUUGUCACAUAAUGAAGAGUUAUGUGACAACCUGCCUUGGGACAGGCCACGUGUUUACGCGCUAGCGCGAAAUGAAACCCGCUUACCCCGUUGUGCCCGCCUCUUUUUGAAUUGUCCACAACAAAGAGCAACCAGUAAGCCGAAGGGCUCUACGAUGGGCUGCCCAAUAAACCUUGGGCUUGGCUCCACAAUACAUCACUGCUUUCAUGACUUAGCUAUUGGCAGGUUCUACGCGGCAUUGUUACGACCCGCCCAUGCCUUACAAACAUUUAUAGAGACUCGUAAGUGGUUCGAGAAGAAGCGUACAGAGUAUUCUAGCAUCGAGGGGAAGCUUGAUAAAGGAAUAUUCACUGUAAAUGACGUACCGAAGCCAAAAUUGGAGGAUCUUGAAAUUCUCCCUUUCUGUAUCUGUCCGGAGCAAGACUUCAUCGUGUGGGUAUACAUCGCCGGCUUCGAUCGAGUGAUCUUCUGCGAAGAUCUUCCAGAAAAGUUUCGGUGCUGCGAAAGUUUGUUUAGCGUUAAAGCCGACCUUGUUCCGACCAAAGCGCCAUUCUGGCCUGAACAAGAAGCCAUCAAUCAUUCGCCUCUAGGUCUAUAUACCAGAAUUUUUCGUCAGAAUUCGCAAGCGAGUUUGUUAAGGCGCGCAACAUCCUGCCUGAAACCGAUUCUCUAUUUCCGAAUGCAAGGCCGUGAUUUUGCAUGCAUGAACAGCAGUAGUCCGGCUGGACAUCAGACAGAGUUUCCGUCUAACUUCUUCAGCAGGUACCAUAUUGGGGGCAAACCUGCCAUAAGCACACCUAUUGCAACUUCGUAUUGGGUUCUGGACGCCCUCUCGCGCGAGACUUUCCAGCACGCAAUUCUCCUCACCAUUCAAAAGGCAGACUUGAAUGUCGGACUCACUUCAACACUAUCAUUCACACCCAAAGGCUCAACCUACUUCCUGGCAUCUAAGGGGCAUGAACUAGGAGAUGCGGUAGCUACAACAGAAUCUGGGGAGUCAUCCUCUGAUGAUACUCUAAUAAUCAAUCUAAGAUCGAUCCUCUACCAACGCCAGGCCAAGAUUCUUCGGAAUUUAUGCGGUUCGAUGAUGAAGAGCGAUUGUCCAGUGCCAAAAACGCAAGCCAUGUCUCUUAAAAGCCCACGAGAAACCCCGAAUAGAUAUCUAGAUCGAUUGUCGGGCUUCUCGGUGGCGAGACGUUUGCAUCCGACGCUUUCUAUAUGGGUGACCAUCUCAGUUUACUCCGUUGGCCAGGAGAAGCUCACCCAUAUUUCGAUCUUUCUCACAAGUUUGCCGACGGUACAGCCAGCUCUGCCCCUGGGCUCCAAUUCUCCUUCCCAAAAUUUCUCGCCAAAUCUCGACGACGAAUUGCGAAAGCUAGGUGCAGGCCCGUGGAAAGACUAUUCCCUAAUAGAGAGAGACAAAUGUCUAUUGACGAUAUGGCCGAUUGCGACAACUCCAACUACGAGCUGUUUGAUUGACUCGAAAGACGUGGCUGUUGUAUGUUUCCAGUGGCACGCAUUGCAUGACUUUGGCUUUGCUAAUUCCUCCAUUCGUAGCAUGGACUCAGGAUGUUUACUCUGCCAGCCCACGCGUAUAGGUAAUAUUCCGAAGAUUCAAAUGAAUACACAUAUGGUGUAUGGCCUUGGGGUUUCCCAUAAGCAGCAUGGGCACCACGGCGACAAGAAAUGCAGUAUUCUCUGGCCGAAACAGCCUUGGGAAGACACUUCAGAUGUAGAAUACCCGAACCACCUAUACAAACUACGGGUCAAGGACAUUAUCUUUGAGCAAUUUCCCAGUGUAUUCCUCCAAGAAGAUGUUUCCUUUGUUACACACUGA